UCAUGGAUUUUGGUUAUGUGUUUGUUUACAAAUACGAAUAUUAUGUAUUUAAAAUUUAAACAAUAAAUGUUUAUGUGGAAUGAUCAUAAGUUAAAAAAAUGGUACUUUACACUAUCUUUUAAUGCUGACGCAUCCUCCGCAAAGUAGUCAUGAAGCGAUAUUAUGCUGCUGCUGCAGGCAUUUUUGCAGCUAGUGGGGGAGCUUUUGCCAAAUUAUCAGGACAUGAAAUGUUAAUGGACCUGUUUCUGGCUAGAGUGUUACUAAUUGGAAUAAUGCUAUUGUGCAACUCUGCAUCAAUGACCCUGUUUGUGAAGUCCUUACACCAAACAACAUCAUCAAUGGUACCGACUGUGAUUAGUUCCACUUUCAAUUUUGUUUCAUCGGCUUUUCUUGGAUUUCUGCUAGUAGGCGAAAAAACAUCCAUAUUGUGGUGGGUUGGGAUGGUUUUAAACAUUACGGGCUUGUGGUUGGUGGCAUCUGAAAAUGUAGAAAAUAAUAAUAAAGCUAAAUUAAAAUAGCGUAGUGUUUAAUAAUAUAAUUUUUAUUAUUGUAUCUUUAUUUAUUCUUCAUUUGUUAUUAAGUAUUGAAAAAACAAACAAAAAUACACCUUUAAAAAGAAAA
Molecule: messenger RNA, 621 nt
Organism: Anthonomus grandis grandis
Lineage: Eukaryota; Metazoa; Arthropoda; Insecta; Coleoptera; Curculionidae
Product: transmembrane protein 42-like
Exons: 3
Coding region: 150-518 (122 amino acids)
Source: RefSeq, a predicted model, not a curated record